AUACAUUUAGGAAGUUUGUUUUUAAGUGGAGGCACAACACUUGGUGUGUUAAAACUUAAAAGCAGUUUUAUAAAUAACAGAGGAGAUUCAAGGGUUGGAGUGGGGGGUGUUGUAAACAUCUGCGGAGACGCCCAUUGCCUCUAAACGGACCCAGAUUUAUAGUGGGGAAUUUAUUUGCCUCGAGUCACGGAGUCACCAGAACGACCAACAGUGGCAACUACCGUUAAAACUAGCGUUACAUACUUGCAACGAUAAAUAAACAUGAAAACUCCCGGAUACGAGUGAAGUAUUUUUGGGAGCGAAAGCGGGACACUCCUUUCGUAAGGUAAGGUGUCAAAGAGGAAACACAUCACUGAGAAGAUGGUUAGAAAUAAAAACAGUCGCUCUUCCACAUUAAAAAUAGCUGACUCUCAGAUGGCAAGCAGCAAAGAUCUGACUCCUCUGGAUGACCCAGCCGACAGUGACAUCCCUGCUCCAGAGCUCCAGACCACUGGCCAAGGUCAGCUGGGCUUCCCAGACAGAGUCUACCUGCUGGCAUCAAUCAUCUUUCAGAAUAACCAUCUGGAAAAGCCUGCUGCCCACAGGUUGGUGAAUUAUGGCAAAGAGAGUGGAAUCCCAUUACCGGACUUCAAAGAUGAGGAGAUGCAACGUACUGCUUAUGGACUAGCCUUCAAUACGCUUAAAUAUCAAGAACUGCUGGAGGACAUCAUGAUUGACAGCUACUUUUACCCCACUCAGCCAAUACCAGAUGAUCAGAUGGGCCUUGUUGCUGUUAUGCUGUAUGACUUCCAGGACAGGAAGUUCCUCCCACGGGAAUGCUUAGGGGAGGAGGAGAUCAUACAGGAAGUUAGAGAUGUCGAAAACUGUCUUCUCAGGUUUAAAACCAAGCUGGCAGCCUCUUUGGCCCGCUGCAGGAUCAAACACAAUCUCCUGUCCAUUGAGUGUAUCCUGCCAGAGAGUGUGAAGACAAAGCAGGAGAGAUCAAGCAGCCUUCCACUUUACACAUGGGUCAACACACUGAAGAGCAGUCUUGAUGAGGUCCAAAGUGUUCUGCGGAGUGCAGGCUUCUCGCAGGUGAAAUCGAUUGGGCAGCUAGGGGGCCAGAGCUUCUGCCAGGAUCCCCACUGUGGGGAUAUACUGGUAUUCCCUGCUCAGCUGAAAGCUCAGCUGUACUCCACCAAGCUACUUAGCGACCACAAACUCAUCAUCCAGGAUAAGUCUUGCAGCCUAGGCCCAAAAGCAGUGUGCUCCGUGUUACCUGAGGAAGGAGAUGUUCUCAUGGUGGGGUGCUUCUCUGACCUCACGGUCUGCCACAUCGCCUCCCUAAUUGCUGAGAAACAUAAAACCAACUGUAAAAACCUGCCCACAGUUUAUGUUUGUGUCAGCGAUCGUACGGAUGCUCAAAGGGAAGAUCUACAGCAAGCCAUCUCUGCUAUGGGCUGCAAAAAUGUGAAGCUGAUACCAGGGGUCUUUGAGUCUUUGGAUGGUGGUGACAAGCGACUUCAGAAGGUCCGUGUUAUCCUGUUGACUCCCAAGUGUUCUGUGUCUGCAGUCAGCAACCCAGUUGAAUUUAUACUGCAAGAGAAUGGAGACCCAGACCUGCUGCAGGACCUAUCCCAGGGUUCCAUAGCACAGAGCAAACUGGAAGCUCUGGUAGCCCAGCAGAGGAAGGAUAUUGAUCAUGCCUUGAAGUUCCCCAAGGUUUUGGCAGUGGUGUACUCUACCUGUUCUUCAUAUCCAGAGGAGAAUGAAGAGGUUGUGAGCAGAGCCCUUGAACAAGCCAAGGCCAGCUCUGAGCAGGAGGAGGAACCAAAACAAGCAAACUACAGGCUUAGUCCAUCUGUGUUCAGCUCUCCUAACAAUGCAGAGGGCCCAGAGGAAACAGACCCCUUCUUCAUGCUGGAGCCCUCAGAACAGAGUAAUGGCUGUUUCCUGGCUGUUCUCACCAGAGAGCCUGAGCCAGUGGUCAUUGAGACACCACAGGAAGUGCUGGCCAGGGCAAAUGCCAAAGGCAUACUGGACAGGAUCAACUCCAACGAGCCAACCAGAAAAGAGCUCCAUGGACAUACCAACAGGAUGAAAAAAGCAGCCCGUGUGCGCACCUCUCAGCCCCACCUUUCUGUCUGUAUUCAAUCCAAACACCAACAGACGAAGGGCAGCAACAGUACUUCAUUAUGUCAGGAAUUUACAAACAGACGGUGGUCAUCACAAGGUAAACCCAAAUCUCUGCGCUUGCAAACCGUAAAGAAUACCGUGUCCAGCCCCUUCGCUUCCUCGAAACAAGAAAGCUCUUGCUCCUCCUCCCUCAAACCAGAAAACAGCAAACCCACCAAAAGCAUCACCCCUGUAUUCAACACUACAACUACUACCACCACCUCUGUGCAUCCCGCCCCUCCUCCUUCUACCCCUGUUGCUCGUCCUCGUAGAGCUCUUCAGGAGGUGCUGAAGCCUGUGGUGCUCGUUCUGCCUCCUGUUCACUUUCCUAACUUCUUUCCUCCCCAGCACAGCCGAACGGGAUUCAGCCCCAGCUUCAACUACAAGUGGAGGGGUCCGGGUCAGACUGUACCCCUCUCCCGCUCCAGUGGUGGCCUUUCCAAGGAUGUGGUGAAAUCCCGGCCUCUGUUUUGAGCUCACAAAAACCCAACACAAUUGCUGUGCCAAUUGCUUACUUAAAAUAAAGUCAGAAGUAUUUAAAUCUAACACAAAAAUGUAUAGUGUUAUUUAACUGCCAAAUUUCACAGAGCAUGUGAAUACGUCACCUCAAAUCUUGAGGUUAUUACUUGUCAUUAUUAAAAAGUCAUUAUUACCA
Messenger RNA from Seriola aureovittata, 2809 nucleotides. Its product is annotated as putative methyltransferase NSUN7. The record is from RefSeq and is a predicted model, not a curated record. Lineage: Eukaryota; Metazoa; Chordata; Actinopteri; Carangiformes; Carangidae. The transcript has 13 exons. Bases 361 to 2628 code for a protein of 755 amino acids. Gene Ontology annotation, molecular function: methyltransferase activity.